This is a messenger RNA of Pelmatolapia mariae (spotted tilapia), 6579 nucleotides long. It is a transcript of the gene arvcfb, whose product is annotated as ARVCF delta catenin family member b. The record is from RefSeq and is a predicted model, not a curated record. Gene Ontology annotation, molecular function: cadherin binding. The coding region runs from base 692 to 3640 and encodes 982 amino acids. Gene Ontology annotation, biological process: cell-cell junction assembly; cell-cell adhesion. Lineage: Eukaryota; Metazoa; Chordata; Actinopteri; Cichliformes; Cichlidae. The transcript is spliced from 22 exons. Gene Ontology annotation, cellular component: nucleus; adherens junction; plasma membrane.
CAUCCAGCACUGUUGUGGAUGAGCGGGAUAAAGGCUGCUCUGCCUUUCAUACACUAGAAUACAACUUCGCAGUCUCUAAUUAACGUAUUUAUUAGCCGCUUCGAGUGCAUCCAAUAACUUCAAAGCCCGUUAGGUUAGGUUUACUGUUUGUUAUUAUUUUUUCUUUUUUUCCCCGCUGCAUGUGGAGCGACUAAAGGGACGCGCCGACAGCAACCUGCCAACUCCAGUUUGAGAGAUUUGGCAGGUUGUGAGAGUAGUAGGCUCUCCCUGCAGCAGCUAGGCUAACUUGCAGGCAAAAAUAACGGCGUUCGCGGUGAGGCUCGGAGUACUGCUCAUCACAACGGGGAGUCACUUCGCCUGCGGGAGCAACGAUGACCGGGAGAAACUGAGGUACAGCAGCCCAAGAGUUGUGACUCUGCUCUGAUAAAUGUCAGCCUGCUCUGAUAUUUGUAUGGGUCUAUCGCCACAGCCAAAGAUCUUCCCUGGCAGACUGAACAAACGAGUUGACUCCAACAGAGCUACGCCUCUCUUCAGUCUACUUGUGGUCUGACGGCACUCACCAACAUCAAAGCUCUCUGUUCCUUUUGCUGUUUCAUCCCUCUGCUUCUGUUUUGAGAGAGGGAUGUCUCUUUUCUAACAGCUCUCAGCCUGCUUAUCUACUAGAUCUGUAAAACCGCGACCGACACUGAACAUGGAGGAUUAUGAUGUUCGCUCAGCCGCCAGCAUCCUGGCCUCAGUGAAAGAGCAGGAGGCACGUUUCGAGCAGCUGACCCGCGCCCUUGAGGAGGAGCGUCGCAACGUCAACCUACAGCUAGAGCGUGCCAAUCUGCCUCCCAACCCCCCCACCAGCCAACCACUACCAUGGCAGCAAGUGGUGAUGCAGGAGCAGAGCCCCAGUAACGCCACAUCCCUGGCCAUGAUGCAAGAGCCGCAGGAGGUGGUGGAGGAGACGGUCACCAUUGAGGAAGACCCCGGCACCCCCACCUCCCACGUCUCAGUGGUCACCUCUGAUGAUGGAACCACACGGCGCACAGAAACCAAGGGUAUAUCAGCUAACGUGAAGGUGACUAAGAUGGUGAAGACGGUGACCACUCGGACAGUGCGUCAGGUGCCCCUCGGCCCCGACGGCUUGCCGCUGCCCGAAGGCACGUCCCCGCUGGGCAGCUACACCGAUUCCAUCGACCGGCGAUACCUGAAGAAUGGAAGUGACCGCUUCAUAACGCCUCAAGCAACCUCAACCCUGACGCGCUCCUACAACAACUCCUACAACGAUUCAUACGGAGAGACACCGGAGAGCCAGUACAUUCGCCAUUAUGGUCUUCACGAUGGCUACGCCGAUUUGACGGAUAACUACGGCAGUCUUUCUCGUGGUGUCAACUACCGGCCGCCGCGGUACCCAUACAUGCCUAAUAGCUACCGGCCGGAGAAUAGCUACACCCUGCCUAUCAGAAAGGAUGAUUAUGGCCAUGUGGCGCAGCCCCAGGUGCCUAUGGGCAGCAGCACUGUGGAUCUGAACCGCUCACAACCAGAACGCUUCCAGCCUGAGCCGUACGGUCUGGAGGAUGAUCGCCGCAGCUUGGGCCCCGAAGAAGAAGAGCCAUAUGAGCUGGAGCCCGAUUACUCCACUGCCAACCGACGCACCCUGCCAGGGGCCAACCGUGGGCGCACCCACCGGGAACCGCUGCGUGAUGGGCCCCGAGUCAGAGGGUACCCAGAUGACCCCAUUGAGGCUGAGCUGAUCGAUGAGCGCCACCCUUACAUCCAUGGGAUGUAUUCAGCACCACUGGCUCAGCCAGAGAGGGGUAGCAUGGCCAGUCUGGACCGCAUGGGUGGUCGUCGCUCACCUUCCAUCGACAGCAUCCGCAAGGACCCACGCUGGCGGGACCCAGAUCUCCCUGAGGUCAUUGCCAUGCUAGGCCACCCGAUCGACCCAGUCAAGUCCAACGCCGCUGCCUACCUGCAGCACUUGUGCUACGAAAAUGACAAGAUUAAGAAAGAUGUGCGUCAGCUGAAGGGAAUUCCAGUUCUGGUGGGUCUUCUGGAUCACCCCAAGUCUGAAGUCCAUCGUAAGGCUUGUGGUGCCCUGCGCAACAUCUCCUAUGGCAAGGACAAUGACAACAAGGUGGCCAUCAAGAACUGUGAUGGCAUCCCGGCCCUUAUCCGCCUUCUGAGGAAGACCAACGACAUGGAAGUACGAGAACUCAUCACAGGAACCUUGUGGAAUCUGUCAUCCUAUGAACCCCUGAAGAUGGUGAUCAUCAACCACGGCCUGCAAACCCUGACCAACGAGGUGAUAAUCCCCCACUCGGGUUGGGAGCAUGAGCCCAAUGAGGACUCAAAGCCGCGUGAUGCAGAGUGGACCACCGUGUUCAAGAACACCUCCGGCUGUCUCAGAAAUGUGAGCUCAGACGGGGCAGAGGCUCGGCGCAGACUGAGGGAAUGUGAGGGAUUGGUGGACGCUUUGCUGCACGCUCUUCAAUCAGCUGUAGGGAAGAAGGACAUGGACAACAAGUCUGUGGAGAAUUGUGUUUGUAUUAUGAGGAAUCUGUCCUAUCACGUACACAAAGAGGUGCCAGGGGCCGAAAAGUACCAGGACCCGUCGGCGCUACAAGCCCCUGGUUCAGCGGGACCACAAAGGAAGAAGAAAGAUGAUGCUGGCUGCUUCGGAGGCAAGAAGGCCAAAGAGGAAUGGUUUAAUCAAGGCAGAAAAAACUGUGAGAAUGACAAAAGCUACGACACAUUGGAUCUGCCUAAGCGCACAGAGCCGUCAAAAGGCUUUGAGCUGCUGUAUCAGCCAGAGGUGGUGAGGCUCUACCUCUCUCUGCUGACGGAGAGCCAGAACUAUAACACCCUAGAGGCAGCUGCUGGGGCUCUGCAAAACCUCAGCGCUGGACAGUGGACUUGGUCCAGCUACAUCCGAGCCACAGUGCGGAAGGAGAAAGGUCUUCCCAUCCUGGUGGAGCUGCUGCGCUCUGACUCUGACAAGGUGGUCCGAGCUGUGGCCAUCGCUCUGCGCAACCUGUCCAUUGACCGCCGCAACAAGGAUCUAAUCGGAAGUUAUGCCAUGCGGGACUUGGUGAGCAACCUGCCCAGCGGUCAGCAGCGACCAGCCAAGAACCUGGAGGAGGACACUGUGGUGGCCAUCCUCAAUACCAUUCACGAGAUCGUCACCGACAGCUCUGAAAACGCACGCUCCCUCAUCCAGGCCCAGGCCAUCGAGAAACUGGUCGCCAUCAAUAGGACCAGCCAAUCAGCACGUGAAACGAAGGCAGCUUCCCAUGUGCUGCAGACAGUGUGGAGUUAUAAGGAGCUGAGGAACGCGUUGACCAAGGACGGGUGGAACAAAAGCCACUUCCAGCCCACUGUGACGGCCACUCCUAAAGCAACCAAGAACGGCAAGCCGGGCUACGAUGACACCACUCUGCCGCUGAUGGAGAAGAACCAAGAUGGUUACUCUACCAUUGACCAGAGGGACAAAGACUGCAAAUACAAGACCGGCGACGGUUCGGUGGACCUGACAGAACGGGAACCAUUAAAGAAUGACACAAAUAGGAAACACUAUAUCAGGAGUAACAGGCCUGCAGUCAGUCUGGUGGACGCUUGUGAUGUUAAGCCCCAGCCUGUUGACUCCUGGGUCUAAAUGCAUGCAUGGCUUAAAAUAGCAACUGUGUGACGCCAAGCUAGAAGAGGAUCUCCCAUAUCACCACUGCCAUUUCACAUGGAACUCAUCUUUGGAGUUGGACUUUGUACAGAUAAAGGGGAUUUCACAAAAAAAUAACGAUCACAACGGCAACUACCCAGCAGCAGCCAGCAUUCAGUCAUGCUUUUCAAAUAAAAUUUAAAAAAGAAAAGAAAAGAAAAAGAGACUACUCCUACUACUUUGUCAUAUCAACAUUCCCACUGGACAUCAUGUGAAUUUUACAGUUCUGACUCUUGUUGAGCGCAACCAGUGACAAAAAACAGACCGAGGCCGAUGCCGGCGGAACGAUGGAUAUGUGAUGGGGAAAGUGAAGUAAGCAAAGAAAGGAGAAAUGGGAUGUGUGUUGGAGAGAAACCUGAUGGAGGAAUAAAAUGUUCUUUUAUUUUAGCCUGCAUCAAAUUUUGUAGGUUGUGGUGAGUGUCAGACUCUGGUAUUUUGAUGUGAUGGGUUGGAACAGAUGUGUUUGAAGGUCACCGAAUGUUCGUUUGAUGGGAUGGAAAAGGAAAGAAAGCAAGCCUAAGAAGAACUGUAGCAUAGUGGCAAAACGUGUACUCCCAGCAGAACCCACCAUGAACUUAAAAUCCAUUUGGGUUCACUGUGUUUUUUGAAGAAAAAAAAAGUUAUAUAAAGUUAUUUCAAAGCCUUGCUUUGAUAUCAAAUGUGUCAAACUGGUGAUUGAUGUCCAUUUUUAUAAAGUCUGAGGAGUCUGCAAGUUCUAGUCUGGAGGAAGGCAAGUUACAUAGUGAGUACAUGGGAUGAUGUUUCUGUUUGCACUGCAUCACAAAAGUAAGAGAAAAUGGAAACAAAAGCAACAAAGACUUCCUGUUUAACUGUGGUCGACACAAAUGAGCCAGGCGGCGUGUCGACUUUUCUUCACAGAGCCGUGAUUACGUGUGUAACCACCAGGUUUGCGUAGUGAUGCAGUUUCAUGGUUUCCCAGCUGGUUGCUGUAUGUCAGUGAUGUGUAUUAAAGAGGAUAUAAGAGAUUUUGUUUAUAAAUGAUUUGUGCUUUUGAAAAGACAGGCAUAAGUUCUUUUUUGUUGGAAAGAUGGAUCCAAAAAGGAUUUGUUUUUGUUUUUUUGUUUUUUUGGGGGGGUUUUAUAUAAAUGUAUAUUAGGCUCAAAAGGAACAAAAAAAAAAAAGAAAAAUGAAGGAGAAAAUGACAUUUACUGACUUCUUAGUUGUAUAUUAAUAUCACAUUGUUUGGAAAGCACAUCUCAUUUGAUAGAAGUUCAUCAUGUUUGUAAGCAAGAAAUAACCACGUAACUUAAAUGUGUGUCAGUUAUCGUUACACAGCCGAUCACCUAUUUAUAUUUUGUGUUUAAAAAAAAAAAUGUUACAGGAAAAACAAAAUUUAUCUGCAGUUUUCUUUAUGAAGGCGAUGCAUCUGUGUUUGACUUCAUCUCUCUGGAGGGGUCAGAGGUCACACAGCUCGAUAAGAGGUGGCAGUGUUAAUGAAAGUCGCGUUUCUUUCCCCAAGCAAGUACCAUCAACUCUCCGACACCAGUGCAUCUUAAAGAGAAAUAUUCAGUCGUGAGCAUGAAGAAAAAUCUGUACAGAUGUUUAUAUUCUAUUCUUUCCAAGUGCCAGGUUUUGUUUUGUUUUUUAAAAUUUUGUCUUCUUUUUUUUGUGUGUGACGUCAUUCGGAUAUUAACUAAGUCCUUCGUGUGCAGGAAGAGUGUGCAGGUGGAUGAUUAGGUGGGGUUAGAGGCAAAACAACAACAAAAGAAGGUUGCAUCCCUCUGUACAAAUUCAAACAUCAAGUUUGACCAUAUAGUAUAUAUUUUUACAGCGUUACAGGGUGGGCAGCUGAGAUGCAAGAAAAGGGCCGUGGAAGAGAAUCCAAUCUGAGGUUGUAUCACUCUUGCGUCAUCAAGGCGAAUGGCAUGUGCCUGCGUUAAAGUCUGACUUUUCUUUGUGACGUAUGUGACUCUAUGAAGCUUGCAUAUUUUACACAGUGUUUACAAAGAUGUACGUUGUGGUAAAAAUCAAUGAACUACAAACAAACAACUUAUUGUAUAAAUUUUAUUUUCACAAGUUAAAAAAGAAAACAUGAUAAUACCCAGCAUCCCUUUCGUGUGUGUGUGUCCUCAGACGUGUGUGCUGUCAUUAGACCCACAUGACUGUCUGUUCCUAACUGCACUACGCAGUACCACAACCAAAGGAUCUGGAGUUGUAUUUACACAAAUUAAAAAAAAAACAAAAAACAGGGGAUUUUGGUUUUGUGGAUGUGCUGCCCUUAUGUACAUUUACAAAAAAACCAUGAACAUGGACACACACACACACAUUAAAUCAAACUGGCCUACCUGUGUAGAUAUAUCUGAAUCAAGACCGUCAAAAUAAAGUAACUGUACUACUCAGUAGCAGAUGUGUUUGUACCUAUCAUGUGCCUUAACCUUUUCCAUGGUAGAUAAAGAUAAGUGUUUUAUAUAAACUCUAUUCCUCCCCUUCAGCUGUCAUCUCUCCAUUCCCUAUGUUCACCUUCUCCUCCCCCCCCUGUCAGCCCCUCUUCUCAUUUUUCCCUCGACUCCACUCAUCACUUCAUGGAUCCUACAUCAUCACCACCACCACGCCCAGCCCGACCCUCACCCACUCCCAGCCCCUGAGUAGUUUAGACUGUUGGUGGCUUUCUGCCCUCUAUUACAUUGUAUUAUAAACUUUUAAAAAGAUAGACUCGUUGGAAGAAUUGGUUUGAUUUCCUAGAGGAGUACAGUUGUUAAUGCUUUCGUAGCGAGCAGAGGCGAUGCCACAGUGACAGAAUGUAUGUUAAUUUUACUAAUACCCAGAGGCAAUUAUUACGCUUGUUAAACAUAACGGAAAAAUACUGGUUUGUAGAAUAUAAAUUUGGUGUGUUUUCAAUAAAUCAUGCCUGGAAAGAA